This is a messenger RNA of Oncorhynchus gorbuscha (pink salmon), 2048 nucleotides long. Its product is annotated as thyrotropin receptor-like. Gene Ontology annotation, molecular function: thyroid-stimulating hormone receptor activity. The record is from RefSeq and is a predicted model, not a curated record. Gene Ontology annotation, cellular component: membrane. The transcript is spliced from 7 exons. Gene Ontology annotation, biological process: G protein-coupled receptor signaling pathway. NCBI's taxonomy places the organism in Eukaryota, Metazoa, Chordata, Actinopteri, Salmoniformes, Salmonidae.
CACUGAUCAUCCUUACAUCUCUGAGGUCCCAGCCAACUCAUUCCGCGGUAUUACCAGCCAAGUGCUGACAGUGAUGCUGUACAGUAACGGCUUCACAGACAUCCAACAUCAUGCUUUCAACGGGACCAAACUGGAUGCUGUGUACCUCCAUAGAAACAGGCGUCUGACCAGGAUGGAUGAAAAUAUGUUUUCUGGCACUGUCAGUGGCCCAAUGCUGCUUGACGUGUCCCUGGCGGCGGUGUCGUCCCUCCCCACAGCGGGGCUGGAGUCUCUCAGGGAGCUGAUGGCCCGCAGCGCCUGGAACCUCAAGAAGCUUCCGUCAAUCAAAACCUUCAAACACCUGACCACCGCUGACCUCACCUACCCCUCUCACUGCUGCGGCUUCAAGAACCUCAAGAAGAAACGAGGAUACCUGGAGUACAUCAUCUGUAACCUGACAGCAUUCUACGACCAGCAGCAGAAGAGGUCCGUAGGUCCUCUCACAGUCCCAUCCCUCCAGGGAGACCCCACUGCAGACACAGCUGACCAGGAGCCCAGUGAGGAGGGCUUCAGAGAUGGUGUAUUCAAAGAUACCCAGGGAGACCCCUGGAGAGACUUCCACAGCAGCCUCAACUACCACGCCUACUUCGGUGGGCAGCCGGACGAUGACGUGGGCUUCGGGGAGAUGCUGAAGAACCCGCAGGAGGACACCAGCCAGAACUUUGACAAUCGCUACGACUACGUGGUCUGUGAGGAGGGCGAGGAGGUGACCUGCGCCCCUGCACCCGACGAGUUCAACCCGUGUGAAGACAUCAUGGGCUUCAGCUUCCUGCGUGUGUCUGUGUGGUUUGUGUCUCUGCUGGCUGUAGUAGGUAACAUGGUGGUGCUACUGGUCCUCCUCACCUCCCACUACAAGCUCUCCGUCUCACGCUUCCUCAUGUGUCACCUGGCCUUCGCUGACCUCUGCAUGGGGAUAUAUCUCCUCCUCAUCGCCUCAGUGGACCUUCACACCAAGAUGGAGUACUACAACCACGCCAUCGACUGGCAGACGGGGCCGGGUUGCGGGUUGGCGGGGUUCCUCACGGUGUUCGCCAGCGAGCUGUCGGUUUAUACGCUGACAGUGAUUACGCUAGAGAGGUGGUACGCAAUAACGUUCGCCAUGAGGCUGGACAGGAAGUUACGUCUGCCCCACGCCACUGCUGUGAUGCUGGCCGGAUGAUUUUUCUGCCUCCUGCUAGCGAUGCUCCCCCUAGUGGGGGUUAGCAGCUACCAGAAGGUCAGUAUCUGCCUGCCCAUGGAUACCCAGUCCACCAUGGCCCAGGUCUACAUCAUCUCAGUCUUGAUCCUAAACAUCCUGGCAUUCCUGGUGAUCUGUACCUGUUACAUGAAGAUCUACUGCGCUGUGCACAACCCUUACUACUGCUCAGGGUCUAAAGACACCAACAUUGCCAAACGCAUGGCCAUCCUCAUCUUCACUGACUUCCUGUGUAUGGCGCCCAUCUCGUUUUACGCCAUGUCAGCCGUUGUGGACCGGCCGCUUAUCACCGUGUCCAACUCUAAGAUCCUACUGAUGCUCUUCUACCCUCUCAACUCCUGUGCCAACCCCUUCCUGUACGCCAUCUUCACCAAGGCUUUCAGGGGGGAUAUUUUUAUCCUGCUCAGUAAGGUGGGACUGUGCCAGCGUCGGGCGCAGCUCUUCAGAGGGCAAGCAGUCAGUUCGAAGAGUAGCAGUAGGGUGUGCCAGCAGGUCCAGGGGCGUAAAAAGAGAGACACUGACAGGGAGAGGACAGGAGGACCAUAGGAGGUACCCAUUCACCUGCAGGAGUAUUCUGGGUCUGGUCACACCUACAUUCAGCUGGCCUCACAACAGCCCAGUCCUGAGGAAAUCCGUAGCCUGGAAACGUGAGCCCUAACUCAGCUGGGGGAGAUCAGAGAAGACCAUGGUGGUCCCAGUGGCGGUUUGGUUGGUUAGGGGACUGCUGGGAUACUUUACUCUGCACUUUUACACGUGUUUGAAUGUUUUCAUCAUUUCAGUUGUGAUAUUGUUUUUGCAAUUAAUAUACCAUCUG